UUAAAACCGGCGUACAUCCUUCCCUGAGUCCGUUUUGUCUCCACUGUUGGAUUUAUGUCACUUUUUCUUGCGUUCUGUCCACUUUUCUCCACUUUUAGCUAAUUUCUCCUGCAGCCCUUUCCGUUAUGACCAUGCUGCCAACUCUGCACAACUAAAGAGUUUUUUAAAAAUUUGGUUUUGUGUUGUUUUGUUCAGCCACAAUGACCGAGGAGAGCAGAAGUGAGCACAGGGCUGAAAGCGGGAAGGAUUUGGAGAAACAGCUCCGGUUACGAGUGUGUGUCCUAAACGAGCUUUUAAAGACUGAACGGGAUUAUGUUGGCACACUGGAAUUCCUCUCGGUGUUCCUGCACCGUCUCAACCAGUACGCCGCCACCAAGAUGGACAAGAACAUCACAGAGGAAACGGUCAAGGUGUUGUUCUCCAACAUCGUGGACAUCCUGGCGGUGCACAGAGACUUCCUGUCCAUGGUGGAGGACUUGCUUCAGCCCGACCCGCACGCUCACCACGAGAUCGGUCGCUGCUUCUUGCACUUUAGGAGUCGUUUCCAGAUUUACGACGAGUACUGCGGCAAUCACGAGAAGGCUCAGAGGCUGCUGCUGGAGCUCAACAAGAUCCGCAGCGUCCGCACGUGUCUGCUGAACUGCAUGUUGCUGGGAGGUAGAAAAAACACGGAGGUUCCACUGGAGGGUUACCUGGUGGCUCCCAUUCAGAGGAUCUGCAAGUACCCGCUGUUGCUGCGAGAGCUGCUCAAGAGGACCCCCAAGAAGCACAACGACUUCGCCCUGGUGCAGGAGUCCCUGCAGGUGAUGAAGGCCGUGUGCUCCAGCAUCAACGAAGCAAAGAGGCAAAUGGAAAAGCUGGAGAUCUUGGAAGAAUGGCAGUCCCACAUUGAGGGCUGGGAGGGCUCCAAUAUCACAGACACGUGCACAGAGAUGCUCAUGCAGGGCGUCCUGCUGAAGAUUUCUGCCGGGAACGUGCAGGAGAGGAUUUUCUUCUUGUUUGACAAGCUCCUGGUCUACUGCAAGAAGAAAAACAGGCGUUUAAAAAACAGCAAGACAGCCACAGAGGGUCCUCGCUACCUAUUCAGGGGCAGAAUCAACACCGAAGUGAUGGAAGUGGAAAAUGUAGACGACGGCACGGCCGACUACCACAGCAGCGGCAACAUCGUCAACAACGGCUGGAAGAUCCACAACACGGCCAAGAACAAAUGGUUCGUCUGCAUGGCCAAGACGCCUGAGGAGAAGCAGGAGUGGCUGGAGGCCAUCAUGAAGGAGAGGGAGCGGAGGAAAAGUCUGACGCUGGGCAUGGAGCAGGACACGUGGCUGAUGGUGUCCGAGAAGGGGGAGAAGCUCUACCAGCUCAUGAGUAAGGGACAUCUCAUUAAGGAUCGUAAACGCAAACUCAGCACGUUCCCUAAGUGCUUCCUGGGAAGUGAAUUUGUUUCCUGGCUGAUGGAAAUCGGCGAGACGGGCAACCCAGAGGAAGGUGUCCACUUGGGUCAAGCUCUUCUGGAGAAUGGCAUCAUUCACCAUGUCACGGACAAACACCAGUUUAAACCCGAGCCCGUCUUGUACCGCUUCCGCUUCGACGACGGGACCUACCACCCGAGAAGCGACAUGCACGACGUCAUCUCCAAGGGUGUUCGCCUCUUCUGUCGCCUUCACAGCCUCUUCACUCCUGUCAUCAGGGACAAGGAUUACCAUUUGAGGACCUACAAAUCAGUGGUGAUGGCCAACAAGCUCAUAGACUGGCUUAUAGCACAGGGGGAUUGCAAAACGAGAGAGGAGGCGCUCAUUUUGGGAGUGGAGCUGUGUGACAAUGGUUUCAUGCAUCAUGUGCUGGAAAAGAGCGAGUUCAAGGACGAGCCGCUGCUGUUCCGCUUCUUUGCCGACGAGGAGAUGGAGGGCUCCAACACCAAGCACAAGCCCGUCAAGCAUGACCUGAAAAUAGUGGAGAACGUCAUCACCAAGUCUCUCCUGAUAAGACCCAGUGACGGAGGCUAUGGCUUCACCCUGGAGGAGAGGAACAGGCUGCCCAUCAUCAAAUCGGUGGAGAAGGGCUCACCUGCUGAGAUGGCCGGCCUGGAGGUGGGCAAGAAGCUGUUCGCCAUCAACGGAGACCUGGUGUUCCUCAGGCCUUUCUCUGAAGUGGAAGUCCUCCUUCAGCAGUGCUUCAGCACCAAAGGACCUGUGAGGGUCCUGGUCAGCACCAAGCCCAGAGAGACGGUGAAGAUUCCAGACUCAGCUGACGGUUUGGGAUUCCAGAUCCGUGGCUUCGGACCGUCUGUGGUGCACGCUGUCGGAAGAGGCACGGUGGCGGCCAUAGCUGGUCUCCACCCGGGCCAGUGCAUCAUCAAGGUGAACGGCAUCAAUGUGAGCAAGGAGAGCCACGCCAGCGUCAUUGCUCACGUUACAGCGUGCAGGAAGUAUAGGCGACCCACGCAGCAAGAUACAAUAAAGUGGGUGUACAACAACAGUGAAAGUGCCCAGGAGGACAGCCAGAGAAGCAGCCAGAAGGCCACCCUGGAGGAGAAUGGUGACGGCUUUGAGUGCAAAGUUGAAGAGGUGAUGGACAAAAUCAACACCAUCGCCAUCAUUGACGGGAAGAAGGACCACGUCAGCCUGACCGUAGACAACGUCCACCUGGAGUACGGAGUGGUGUACGAGUACGACAGCACGGCCGGCAUCAAGUGUCACGUGAUGGAGAAGAUGGUCGAGCCCAAGGGGUUCUUCAGCCUCACUGCCAAGAUCUUGGAGGCGCUGGCCCGUAAUGACGACACCUUGGUGCAGAUGUGCGGGAGCUUGACCUCCAGCUGCGACGUGAUCCCGGAGGAGCUGCAGGUGUGCUUCGAUGCCAUGUGUGGCGAGAGGGUGGAGCACAUAAACCGGCGCAUUACCAACUAUAGAAAGUUUGCACGGGUGUUGAAGAACAGGGCGUGGCCUACGUUUAAGCAGGCCAAGGGCAAAGUGUCCCCCCUCCACAGCAGUGACUUCUGCCCCACCAACUGUCACGUUAACAUGAUGGAGGUGUCCUACCCCAAGACCACCACCUCUCUGGGCAGCGCCUUCGGUGUGCAGCUGGACAACAGGAAAAACACUCUGGAGAAAGGCGGACGCAACGGCUCCGAGCAGGGUAAGCUGGGCCCCAUGGUUCACAUCCAGCACACUAUCACCUCCAUGGCGGCCCCGUCUGGACACAGUUUAGGCAGGACAGAGGGCCACGGCCUGCGUUUUUUACUCCGAGAAGAAGACCUGCUCAUCUUGGAUGCUUACCAGAAGCUCCUCUACAAACUGGCCACUGUCGUCAAGGAGAUGGAGACUCACGGCGGCCAUAUUCAUGACCUUUUAUCGUCCAUCACCCACCCACCGGCGUCCGACGCUAAGAGCCCGGAGAGCUUCAUAUCUGCUGAGAGCGAGGCCGACAAGGGGGAGCGUAAUGGGAAGAAAGUGUGUUUUAAUGUAGCGGGGGACGAACAGGAAGAUUCGGGACAUGACACUAUCAGCAACAGGGACUCAUACAGUGACUGUAACAGCAACAGGAACUCCAUUGCCUCCUUCACCAGCAUCUGUAGCAGCCAUUGCAGCUCCUACGUCCACAGUGAUGAGAUGGACUCAGGGGACGAGAUGGCCUCCAGUGUGUGGCUGUCCCAUGAAAAGCAGAAGAAACUUCACAGCUUCCUGGAGCACCUUUUCAGUCAGGUGGACUCCAUCACCAGCAUGCUGAGAGGACCAGUGGUCGCCCGGGCAUUCGAGCAAACCAAGUGCUUCACGCUGGGGAGAGGCUUACAAGAGUUUCAGCAAGAGAUGGAGCCCAAGAUGAACUACACCAAGAAGCUGCGUCUCCACGUCAAGCAGGAUCCUUGGAACCUCCCCGGCAGCGUUCAGGCCCUCACGCAAACCAUCGCAAAAUAUGUCGAAGAGGUGAAGACAAGGCUGCUGUUGGUACUGCUGCAGUAUACAGACUCUGAGAUCCAGUUGCGUCGUGAUAUGGUGUUUUGUCAGUCUCUGGUCGCAGCGGUGUGUGCCUUCUCCGAGCACCUUCUGGCUGUUCUUAACCAGUUCCACUGUGUAGGCAAAGAGCCAGACCAGGACCCCCAGGACCUUCAGGAGGCCCAGGAAGCCAGCAGGCGAUGGCUGGAGCAAAUAGCGAGUGCUGGGCUGCUCUUCCACUUUCAGUCGCUCCUGUCUCCCAACCUGACUGAUGAGCAGGCCAUGCUGGAGGACACUCAGGUGGCCCUCGCUGACUUGGAGAAGGUCACCUUCUACUUCCAACAAUUUGAAGGGGAGCCAUUAGUUGCCAACAUGCCCAUCUCGUACCAGGUGGAGGGCACUCGGCACAACCUGAAGGUCUGCCUCCAGCUGGAGAGCUUCUACUUCUCUCAGCUGCCUCUCAGGCUGAAGAGCGGCGGAGGUGUCAAAAUCUACCCUGUGCUCUUCACGCAAGCACUGGAGAGCAUGGAAGGCUACUACUACAGAGAUAACGUGUCCGUGGAGGAGUACCAGGCGCAGAUCAACGCCGUCUCGCUGGAUAAAGUCAAGCAGUACUACAAGAGGCUGAGGCACGUCGUUAUCCUUGGAGUGCGGCCACAUGUCGGGUUAAACGCACACUGCGGGCCUCAGCCCCGAAGCUGCAUGACUGGCACAAAAGAGCCCACCACACGCUACAGUGAACUGAAUGAACUGCGGGGUGUUUUUCCCCACACAUUUUCAUGUUUUCACGCAAUCAUUUAACAUUCUGUUACAUUAGGACACGUAAUGGUGAUGAGAUUCCACAAAUUCUACAAUAUUCGUACGGCACAGUUAUACAAACAGCCAUGUUCACACCUAUGGGCAAUUUAUAGUCUCCAAUUAACUAAGACCCACGUGUGCAUCAGAACAACAUGCAAACUCCGCAAAAAAAUACUCAAAAGGAGAUUUAAACCCUCAAUUCUCCUAACUGUGAGGCCAACACGCUACCCACUCGCUCACUGUGCGGCCACAAUUUGAAUCAUUUAAGAAUCAUGAAAAAACGCUUUUCAUGGGUUGUUUCUUCAUGUCAAAACAAAAACAAUUAACUUUGACUGAUGUUCCUUGUCAGUAUGUGCACAUUUCCACCAGUUAUUAGAAAUAAUCUGUUCCAGGGUCAAACUGCUACCCUCAUAAAACAUUUGUUAACUGUACUGGCAUUUUUAAGUAACAGUUUAACACUCGUAAGCCUCAUUCAAGUGUAAAGGUAAGUCAACCAGUGUUGGUGCUGAAAUGUAAAAACAAUAAAAUGCUGAGUCCUGUCACAAAUGCGCCUCAAAAUUUGUCCCUGGCCAAAUUGGGCAGCUGCGAUGACAACAUCUCUAGGACCUAACUGAUCUUUUAAAAGCUAUUUUGAUACUGUUUGACUUGAACAUCAGUUCAGUUACAUGUAUGUAUUGGAGUAAUACAAAUACAAGGAAAACAAAUUGGUCAAUAAAUGAUUUUUUGUGCCAAAUAACAAAUUGACAGAAUAAAAAAAACAAAGACUGUCCUAGACCUGGAUUGAGAUUGUGCUUUCUGACUUAAAAGGCAGCAGCUGUACUAUUACACCACCAGGGACUGCACAAGGGAAUUAUUUUAUGCUGCUGCUUCUCUCCUGCCUCUGGCUGACUUGGUGCUCUACGCCUCACGGCAGCAAUGCGACUCCUUUGCGCAUUUGCAGAGAAUGCGCCCGUUUGUGCAAAAUGGUGCUCCCCAUGGAUCAUGGGGCUCUAUGCACAGCACAUGUUCUGCGUGUAGUGAGGGGCGACUUCUUUACUGUAACUGUUUGGGCAUUGUUAAGUAACAUUUUAACUCCUUCAGUGGUGGCUGAACUGUCCUAGUGUGAGGUGCAGUGAGCUCCAGUGCAAAAUGAAGUGGUUUGGAGGUUUAGUGCGACUUUAGUUUACUUUGCCCCAAAAUUUGGACUUUCGAGGUUGCACUUUUUUUUAACAGAUUCCUUCUGUAAAGUGGCUGCUGUUGCUGCAUGCGUCCAAAAUAUUGUUCUUGCGUGCAUGCGUACAUGUGUGCAUGUGAGUGACUUCAAAGAAACACAGCGACGUAUUUUGGUCUUGAAAAGCUCACGUCUCCUCGUCUCGCCUGCUGAGGCCUGUGCCAUGCGUUGUGGCCGACGCUCAACUGGAGCCAGUCACGAAGAGUAAACGAUACGGCUGCCAGGGUUGUUUUAAGACGCCGUGAGGCGGUUGUCACUCUGUAACCACUUCAAGAAAGGGCAAUCCGCUGCUUAAUGAAGACGCACAAGUCAUCCGCAAACCCUAAACACAAGCACAUGCGCUCGUCCCCCGGGAGUCACGACAAAAAACCGCUUUUUGGGGGGGGGGUAAAAGGGACGGUGAUAUAUUAUUUUUCAAGUUUCAGAGGUGCCACAAUAGUGUGAUGGAAGUGUUACCCAAAAUGUAACCUUGAUGCUGGAAUUUUUUUUGGUGAAGCCCUACAUGCCAUUUUGUGUGUCUGUAGCUUUAAUGCUAAUGAGCUGUGUCCAUGCCUGUCUCCAACAAAAAGCCACUUUUGUGUAAUAGGGGAUCUUUGAUGUUUAAUCUUCAAGAUUCCAGUGCACAGCCCUCCAAAUGCUGUAGUUUCUUGUCCAUCACAACCUGCAGUGUGCACAAGUAGUGUUGCAGCCACCAGAAAUGUAGAACUUCUGAAGGGGAAAUAUCUUCGACAGCCAAUUUUACAGCCUCAUCGACUGCCAUUAAGGUUGGAUCGAUUACCAUGGGGCUGAAUUGAACUUGAAUGAUGUGACAUUCUCUUCAACAUUUAUAGGUUUCAUCAGUCUGGGGGGUUGCUUAAGAGUGAGCUGUGAACUCAUCAUUCCAGGGAAGGGUGCAGAGAUUUAGUUUCAUUAAGGCUUAACUGCUUGGUGGGGUCAAAGCCAGGACGUUAGUUUCUCAGCUUUUGGUGACAGUAACAUCGGAAAAUGACCACAUUAUCCUUGGUUGCAGUCUGCUGUAUGCGUGAAACAUGUACAGUAUGCAGUAGAUGAUACUAUAGAAAUGCAUAUAUUUGAUUGUAGCUAGUGUACAGCUUGCAUAGCAGUAUAGAUUUACUAUCUACGGAAAAUGGGUCAACACACAGCCAUUAUUGUCUAAAUAGCUGGCAACACAAGUAAGUGAACAAAUUGUGUCCUUGGUGUGAAUAUCAAGUAUGAGCGCCAUCGUUAUCUACCACUGCUGCCUUAAUCCUUUUUGGCAUGAAAUUCACCAGAGCUGUGCAGGUUGUUAACGGAAUCCUCUUCCACUCCUCCAUGAUGACAGAUGCCUUGCGCUCCUCCACCUUCCUUCCUAUUGCUUGAGGAUGCCCCACAGAUGCUCAGUUGGACUCUGGAGACUUCCCUCCUUCAUCUUGUCAUCUUGAAGGUGUUUGAGCAGCUUAUCUUGUUGGAAAACUGUCCUACGACCCAGUAUCUGCUUCACAAUGUCACAGUACAUGUUGAAAUUCAGGUUUCUCCUCAAUGAACUGCUGUUCCCCAGUGCCGGCAGCACUCAUGCAGCCCCCUAUACCAUGGCGCUGCACUACCAAGCUUGACUGUAGGCAAGGCACAAUUAUCUCAAAGUUCACUUUUGUUGAAAGUCAUUUUUCCGCUCAAUGAAGCUCAGCUCCCCAGUGCUAGCAGCACUCAUGCAGCCCCACACCAUGACGCUACCACCACCCUGUUUGACCAUAGGCAUGGCACAAUGAUCUUGAAUUCAGGUUUCCCCUCCAUGAACUGCAGCUCCCCAAUGCUGGUAGCACUCGUGCAGCCCCAGACCAUGACACUACACCACUAUCGUGCUUGACUGUAGGCAACACACAAUCGUCUUGAAACUCACUUUUGUUGGAAUUGAUUUUUUCUCCCAAUGAACCACAGCUCCCCAGUGCCCGCAGCACUCGUGCAGCCCCAGACCUUGACGCUGUACCACUACUAUGCUUGGCUUUAGGCAACACUCAACACUCUUGAAACUCACUUUUGUUUGAAUUCAUUUUUCUCCUUUAUGACCCGCAGCUCCCCAGUACUGGUAGCACUCGUGCAACCCCAGACCAUGGCGCUACCGCCAGCAUACUUGACUGUAGGCAACAUACAAUUGUCUUGCUACUCACUACUGCAUUCAAAACCUCCAGAAAACCCUCGAAAGCUUCUCAGUAGCUCUGCUACUUGCUGCAGGGCUUACAUUUUAAGAACUGUAAAUGUCAUUAAUCAAAGCAAAGCAAGUGAUUUAGCCAUCGCAUAUGCACAGCUCUGGGCUUUCAUUCACGUCGUAAAUAUGACUCUUGUCCUCCACUGUUACAUUUUAAAUUAAAUUCUCCUCCUGUUUUGAGAGGAGGGUGUCAUGCUAAUGCGGUCGUUCCCACGCUGCUCCUGGAAACAUCUGUCCUCCAAAUCCCCCUUCGACGCCUCAGCUGACGUCUAAACCUCCUGAGAGCUUUCCCAUUGUCAUGAAGCAGAGAGAAUAAAGUAUUCCUGUUGGCUGUGUGAAAUACGACCGGGAUCAUUUCUGGCCAGUGGCCACGUCCUGCAUUAGAUCCUCAUAUUAAAAAAAACCAAAAAAAACAACUAGUGCAUGUGUUACUUACUGUAAUGCUGCAAGCCAGUCACUGCAGAAUGCUAUAGGACAGUGUGGGCAUCACAGAGGGAAUGACAAUACUAGCUUGUUUUUUCCGGCUGCUCGAUGAGGAAAGGAGUUCCUGCCGUCAGUUGGACAAUAUUCACCUACUGACCCUCACGCCGACUAUUUGUCUUGAUUUUAAGUGCACGACUUGAGGAAGUGUGCCUUGCUGUCACAUGUGCUGGGGUUAUUACCAGAGUAAGCAUUGUUUGAGGCCAGCUUGAACCAAUUAAACGGGCUGUUAUCCCAUCCCAAGCAAGCUGCUCUUGUUUCAAAUGGGGGGAGGCGAGUUGCUGGUAAAAUAGAUUUGUGAAACGAUAGCUGCACUUUUAGCCUAAAGGUGCUAUGUGUUCGCCGAAUCGGCGCAAAAUUUGGUAUGCACCAAAAUAUUCAAAAUUGUCAUUAAAACUGCAUUUGUACAAACUCUAACCUUACCCCUCCAAACCUUACUCCUAAUAGAUACCCAAUACUCUCUGUAGUUAAUCUCUGACCACUAUAUGAGGAUGUAAAGCUCAGUUUUGACACUGUGACGCAAAGGUAUUCAUUUAAGUUAUUGAUUGACCUGCCCUGCAUCAUAUUGAGUGACGUUUAUUUAUGAGUGACAUUUUUAUGACUAUGACCAUGAUUAUAUAUUGACUAACAGCACUCUUCUACACCAAUGAUGUGCAUUUUUUAUGCAAGUGUGAAUGUGUACCGUUCUUUAAUUCCGAGUGCUUGAAGUCAAAAGCUCUGUGAUUCUAUUAGGCUGACUUUAAUAAAGUGUAGUGUCCCUAUUUUUAGCAGACUAGUGGAUUACUGAGAUUUGAUGGAGUCCCACACUGCUGAGUUUGCAUGACAAGCACUCACCAUCACAAGGACCGUCUCUGUUCAUCCUUAAGGACACAACUCUCUGCUGCCCCCGGUGGAGCAACAAAGAAACACACCGGCUCCUGCAUGAAUGAAUGACGCGAUGGUGUUUGGCGUGAGGCCCGGACAAGAUCAUGAGUCUGUCUUUCGUCUAAGCUUGGCCCUCAUCAGAUGGAGGGGCAGCAUAAUAAUUAUAAUAAUAAUCAUAUUAAUAAUCAUGCAAAUAAAAAGCAGGUGGCUACUUUUCCCAGAAAAGAAACAGGAUGACAUGUGAGCCACUAUAUGGGGGAAAAAAAAUGCCGCUCCUAAUUGUCCAGUAAACUAA
Molecule: messenger RNA, 9758 nt
Organism: Dunckerocampus dactyliophorus (ringed pipefish)
Lineage: Eukaryota; Metazoa; Chordata; Actinopteri; Syngnathiformes; Syngnathidae
Gene: prex2
Product: phosphatidylinositol-3,4,5-trisphosphate-dependent Rac exchange factor 2
Exons: 37
Coding region: 201-4730 (1509 amino acids)
Biological process (GO): intracellular signal transduction
Molecular function (GO): protein binding; guanyl-nucleotide exchange factor activity
Source: RefSeq, a predicted model, not a curated record